CUUAAUCCAAAUAAGGACAGAACAUGGCUGCUGCCACUCGGUUAAUAGAUUCCAAAAUGCUUAUCCUUGUAUUAGUGUUAGCUGUAACACUGAACACGGUACGUAGAGCUGAAGGAGCAGUGAAAGGUGUGACUGCCAGUUUACAUGCCAAGUGGCCAGCUACCCCCCUUCUCUUGGAAGCAAGUGAGUUUAUUGCAGAAGAAAAUAGUGAUAAAUUCUGGCCAUUUGUUGAAACCGUGCAGGAGUUAACAGUUUAUACUAAAGUGGAUACAGAACGCUCUUACUAUAACUUAAUUUUAAAGAAAGCCGGACAGUUUUUAUCGGAGCUGCAGGUUAAGCUUUUGAAAUUUUCUCUUUCCAUACGAGCAUACUCUCCCACUGUGCAGAUGUUUCAUCAGGUAGCUUCAGAUGUACCACCCCCUGAUGGUUGCAGUGCCUUUGUGGUUAUCCAUGGUGAACGGACCUGCAGUAUAAAAGAAAUUAAACAGCUCCUCAAAGAAGCAGGCAGUAGACCUGAGCCAUAUCUUUAUAAAGGAGAUCACAAGUUCCCUUCACUGAAGCAGGGUGUUCCAGUUGUUAUCCUGUAUGCAGAAUUAGGCACAAAGGAAUUUGUCACAUUUCACAAGGUGCUGUUAGAGAAAACUCAGAAUGGUGAAAUCCACUAUGUUCUCCGUCAUUUUAUUCAGAAUCCAAGUUCCAGGAAAAUGCAUUUGUCUGGCUAUGGAGUGGAGCUUGCUAUUAAAAGUACAGAGUACAGAGCAGUGGAUGACUCUCGGGUUAAAGGUAUAAAUAACACUGAGUUUGAAGCAGAUGAUGAGACUGAUACCCAAGGAUUUCUCUUCAAAAAAUUAAUAGAACAACAUCCAGACUUGACAGAUAACCUGAAAGAAUUAAGGCAACAUCUCAUUGAAAGCACUGAUGAAAUGACACCAUUGAAAGUUUGGGAACUUCAAGAUCUAAGCUUUCAAGCAGCUGCUCGGAUUACCUCUUCUCCUCCUUAUGAUGCACUAAAGAUUAUGAAAGAUUUCAGUCAGAAUUUUCCAGUAAAAGCAAGAUCACUGACAAGAACAGCUGUAAACCCAGAAAUGAAAAAAGAAAUAGAAGAAAAUCAGAAGUACAUUAAAGAAACAUUUGGAUCACAGCCAGGAGAUGCAGCAUUGUUUAUUAAUGGUCGACUUAUUGACUUGGAUGUUCAUAAUCCAUUUAGUAUUUUAGAUAUCCUCAGAGAAGAAGGAAAGGUCAUGCAAGGUCUUUAUGAUAUUGGGAUCAGAGAAGAGAAUUUAAGUGCAAUGCUGCGAUUAAAUCUCCAUUCCUCAGAUAAAAGCUUUGCAGUAGAUAUUCGUCAUUCAGCAAUAUUAUGGAUUAAUGAUAUAGAAAAAGAUUAUAAUUACCAGUCAUGGCAUUCAAGUUAUCAGGAACUGUUGAAGCCAAUGUUCCCUGGAGUUAUACGCCAGAUUAGACGCAACUUUUUCAACUUGGUGCUAUUUAUUAAUCCUGAACAAGAUGGCAUGCCCGAGUUUGUGAAAUUAGCUCAGUUGUUCUACCUCCAUAACAUUCCUCUCAGAAUUGGGUUCGUCUUUGUUGUUAAUGAUGAAGACGUUGUUGAUGGAAACACUGAUACAGGAGUAGCCCUUGUGAGAGUCUUUAAUUUCAUUACAGAAAAAUCUGGCAGCUCCCAUGCUUUUAUCAUCAUAAGUGAUAUAUUCAGUAAAAUACAGAAUGGAGAAAUGCUGACUGUGGAGCACAUUGUGAACAGUCUGAGAAUCCAUUAUCCUCAUGCUGAUCUACAAAGCAUUUUAGGCCCUAAUUCAGAGUAUGAUCAUCAAAGAAAGGCAGGCGCAACCUUUUACAAGAAGACUGGCCUUGGUCCCUUGCCUCAAGCUCUUUUUAAUGGUGUGCCCUUUAACAGCAAUGAGAUGGAUCCAGAGGAGCUAGAGACAGUUAUUCUCCAGAGAAUUAUGGACACCACAGGGUUCUUUCAAAGGGCAGUGUUUGCGGGACAUUUAAAAGAGAGGAUGAAUGUGGUGGAUUUCCUUAUGGAACAGAGUAAUGUAGUUCCACGUAUAAAUCCUACAAUCCUAGGUAUGGCAAAACGUUAUCUUGAUUUGACUUUUAAAUCAGUUUCUCCUGAUUGGUAUGACUUGACCAUUUUUCCUUACUUGGACCCAAAAGACAAGACUGCAGUAGUUACUGAAAAUAUGAAGUACUUGUCAAAACAAGGUGAGAAUGUAAUUUAUACAGCUACCAUAUGGAUUGUUGCAGAUUUUGACAAACCAGCUGGGAGGCAACUUCUUUCUAGUGCCUUGAAACAUAUGGAAACAGGUGACAGUAUUCGAGUUGGAGUGGUAAACAACCCAACUGAGACACCAACAGAAGAAAGCAGUGCUGUUUCAAGAGGAAUAUGGGCUGCUUUGCUUACACAUCAAGGAGAAACAACUCUAAGUUUUAUUAAAAAGUUGAUUCUUGAAGACACAGUAACUAGUAUUGCAUCUGGAAACAAAAUUAAAGAAAUGGCAAUUCAGGGUAUGGAUACUGACACUUUUGAGAAGAAGUACAAUACCAUAGGAGUGGAUUUCCUUCGUGUCCAUGAGUUUUUUUGUCAGGACGUUAUCAAGCUGUUGCCUGGUCAGAUGACAGUUAUCAGCAAUGGAAGGAUCUUGGGUCCCUUUGAUGAAAAUGAAGACUUCUACCCAGAAGAUUUUCAUCUGUUAGAAAAAGUAACUCUUAGCUCCUCAUCAGAAAAAGUUAAGGAAACAAUUGAUCAAAUGGAUAUGAAUGUUAAACGAGACAGCGAUUUAAUUAUGAAAGUUGCCGCACUCCUGUCCUUAAUGCCAAAGGGAGAGAAAAGACUAAACAUCAAGUUUCCAAAGGAUGAGUUAAGUGUAGUAAAGCUGCCACCUCUGAUGGAUGAGCCUUACUAUGAAGUGACAGCUGUUGUUGAUCCGAUAACAAGAGGGGCUCAGAAGAUGGCACCUUUUCUUAUGGUGCUUGGUCAGUUGUUUAAUGUGAAAUUACAGAUGUUCAUGAAUUGCCAGUCCAAGCUUUCAGACAUGCCUUUAAAAAGUUUCUAUCGUUACAUCUUGGAGCCAGAAAUAACUUUUAUGCAAAACAAUAGUCUCUCACCUGGGCCGGUUGCAAAGUUUCUUGGUAUUCCAGAAGGCCUCCUUCUCACCCUAAAUAUGAUUACUCCAGACAGCUGGUUGGUUGAAGCUGUAGAGAGCUCAUAUGAUCUUGACAACAUUCACUUACAGGAUGUUGAAGGAAUCGUGACAGCUAAAUAUGAACUGGAAUAUCUCCUCUUAGAAGGACACUGUUUUGAUAUAACCACAGGGCAACCACCUCGUGGACUACAGUUUAACCUAGGGACAAAGAAUGACCCAGUAAUGGUGGAUACCAUUGUGAUGGCUAACCUGGGAUAUUUCCAGCUGAAAGCAAACCCAGGUGCAUGGAUCUUACAUUUACGUGAAGGCAGAUCAGAUGACAUUUAUCAGAUUGCACACCAUGAAGGCACAGACUCCACAGAUAAUGUAGAAGAUGUAGUUGUGGUACUGAAUAGUUUCAAAAGUAAAAUCAUCAAAGUCCAGGUGCAGAAGAGGCCUGAUAAAAUUCAGGAAGAUCUUCUUAGUGAAGGCAGCUCAGAAAACAUAGGAAUAUGGGACUCUCUUGUAAGUGUGUGGAGUUCAUUGGGAAGUUUUACAGGUCAAGGUAAAUCUGAGGAAAAGAGCAAGAUGAAAGAUGAUGUCCUCAACAUUUUCUCUGUGGCUUCAGGUCAUCUCUAUGAGCGAUUUUUGAGAAUAAUGAUGCUGUCGGUUCUGAGGAACACCAAAACUCCAGUGAAAUUCUGGUUUUUAAAGAAUUAUCUGUCACCAACAUUUAAGGAGAUAAUUCCUCACAUGGCAAAAGAAUAUGGCUUCCAGUAUGAGCUGGUACAGUACAGAUGGCCACGGUGGCUUCAUCAGCAAACUGAAAAGCAAAGAAUUAUAUGGGGUUAUAAAAUACUUUUCCUGGAUGUGCUUUUCCCUUUGGCUGUGGAUAAAAUUAUCUUUGUGGAUGCUGACCAGAUCGUAAGAGCUGACCUGAAGGAAUUACGUGAUUUGGAUUUGGAAGGUGCACCUUAUGGAUAUACUCCAUUUUGUGAUAGUCGUACAGAAAUGGAUGGCUACAGAUUCUGGAAGGCUGGAUAUUGGGCUUCACAUCUUGGGCACAGAAAGUACCAUAUUAGUGCCUUGUAUGUUGUGGACCUAAAGAAAUUCAGAAAGAUUGCUGCUGGAGAUAGACUCAGAGGCCAGUAUCAGGCAUUAAGUCAGGAUCCUAACAGUUUGUCAAAUCUGGAUCAGGACCUACCCAAUAAUAUGAUCCAUCAAGUGCCCAUAAAAUCCCUUCCUCAGGAGUGGCUUUGGUGUGAAACCUGGUGUGAUGAUCAGUCCAAAAAGAGAGCUAAAACUAUUGAUCUAUGCAAUAACCCAAAGACCAAAGAACCCAAGUUAGAAGCCGCUGUUCGGAUAGUGCCUGAAUGGGUAGAGUACGACAGUGAACUAAAACAGUUUUUAAAGGAAGAUGAAGAACAAGAGAGAAAUAUAACAGAGCCUUCAGUUGACACAGCUUUCAAGCGGGAUGAACUCUAGCAUAAACAGAUGCACAAAACAAGACCUUUUAGAAUUAUUGGAUUUGCACUGUAGAACCUCAUGUAUGAUAAAGGAUUUUUGUGAUGUACAUAUAUUUAUGCAAACCAAAACUUGCAGUUCAGAUGCUUGGAAAAACAAAACAAUGCAGAUUUGUUUACUUGUCAUUUUUAUUAUUAAAAUAUCUUCAGUGUACUGUAAUUUUACAUGAAAAUAUCAUAAAUGUUUCAGUGAUUUCAGCACACAGAUUUGCAACUUUUUCAUAAUUAUUUUGUUGGAUUGUUGUACUGUAGCACAUUGGAUAAGAUCUUUGCAUCACAACUUGAAAGUUUGGGGUUCAUUCCUGACUUCCAGCAAUUGUCAUUGUGGAGCUUGCAUGUCUGCCCUGUAUUUACUCACCCCAGGAACAUGAGUUCUCUCGCACCUCUCAGAAGCAUGUUGAUUGAUAAGCUGCUAUAAACUGUAUUGUCACACUCUGUGACUUAGUUUUUUGCACCACCGUAUAUGGCACACAAAGCCCUGAUCAGCAUUUUGGCCGUUUGCUGGAUGUUUUCCCUCUUCUGUUUGCUGAAAGAAGCACUCAUUAAUUUUCAGUGGCGUCAACAUGGGGCAAACAAAUAUAAAGAUGAUCUUUAGCCUCAGUGUCAUCAACUCAGGGAAAAUGUGAAAUGUGUUUAUAGAUUUUAAUGGUUGCAUUCUGCACAUGUCCUUUAAAUUCUCUAGAAUUUCCUUAAGCUGAGGUCAUACGGGGAAAUACUAGAUUUAUUUGGGCCAUGGUUUGAAUAAAAAGUUAACAACACUUUUUUUUUUUAUUAUUAAAAAAAGCCAGAAUUAAUAAGAAAGGAUUAGGGCAAAAUGUAUUAAAGCACUUAACUCAUCGGCUGCAGUAAUGUGCUGUUAAAGUGUGACAGUACACUUUAAACCUUCUAUAUGCAUUGUAUAUACUCUUGCCCUUGAGAUGCUGGUCAUAGCUGAAAAGGGUUUGAAAAAGCUACACUACUUACCUGGUUAAAAAAGUAAUAAAUGAAUAUUAAAUGCUCUAUGGAUGUCAUUCCUUUUCACUGUUGCAGUAUUCUUUAUAGAUGGGAUAUCCUGCCGAGGAAAGACGAACAUCCAGCUGGCAUACCAAAGCCUUAUCUCCUUCCAGGUACUGUUCAUCUGAGGUAUGACCUACAUCCAAGACAUAAGGCACAUAAGUGAUGUAAGAGGGUCUAAUCCCCAGAACCUCUUUGCCACCGGUCAGAACGCUUUUUUUAUGAAUCUGAUCUUGCAGAACAUUGCCAAGUUGGUUCAACUACCAAGCCUUGACAAGAUAAGCGCAAUGUUUUUUUUUCCUUUCUUUAUUUCCUUCAGUGGCUUUAUCUUUUUGCAUGUCAUCAAGGAAGGGAAAUGGUGCCAGAUUCCUCAUAAAGAUAGACACAAGUGCCAUUUUUGUUUAAGUGCAACUCAUGACCAUUCCAGGUGUGAGAUUUGUUAGACAUUUGUUCUAAAGACACUUAGUAGUUGUCUGUCAUACCUUUAGAUUUAUUUGGAGAAUCAGCAUUUGAAGCUUUUGGCUCAGGAUCCUAUGGCUUCUGAGUCCAUUCGCCCCGACAUUCAGCUGUCACUGAAAAAGAUGCAUUAUAAGGUGCACAUUGAGUCUCCUACUGUUCAGCCACCGCUUGACAUUUCUGUCAGGUUGGAUGAAGAACCUGAGAACUGUCCGGUGCCAGUGUCAGUUCCCUCUUCAACAACAUAGUUGAGGGCCAAGAUGGGGUUGCUUACUCACACGUCUGCUGAGGCUGUGGCUGAGUCUGCUGCAGAUGUGGAGGGGGAACCACAGCCGAUUAUAGCUGAGGGGCCUAGAUGGAUUAUUCAGAUGCUAGUUACUGAGGAAAUCCCUGGUACUCUUAUUGAAUCUUAACAGGGGUCAGUGCCUCCUAGGUUUGUUAGGGCUGAUGUUCCCAUAAAAAAGAAGCAGAAGACUAUGCUUGUGGCUUCUAUGGUAAAGGAACCUCAAAGGCUUGUCUGAGGGUCUAAGGAAGAUAAUUCUCUUUCUCCAGACUCCCCUGUGGAAGAAUUAGCCGUUAUGGAUAUUGUGGUGUGUAUGAUGGAGCAUUUUAAAUGAGAUUGCUCCAAAGUUCCUGAUGUCCAAAAGGGGUACUAUGAGCUCUUACAAAUUAAGUUGCACCAUCCUGCAGUACCCCCCCCACUCCAUUCCACCUCCAUGUUGGAUGCUUUCUCUGUGGCGUCUCAACCCCUGACUCCCAGCCUCCUGUUCCAGUGAAGCCUGACAGGUUCUAUUAAGUCCCCGAAUCAGACAUUUUUGUGUAAAAGCCCUUGUUUUGACAAUUCUAACCUUUUACCUUCAGACAGGGACAGUCAGGCUGCGGACUUGUAGGGGGAAAACUCGUGUACUUCUACUACUUUAGCUUUCAAGGCCAUUAACUGCCAGACCCAUAUGACUAGGUAUGUACUGGCUGUUCUCUGUCAGCUUGAGAGUAUUUUGACUCAUUUGCCUGAUUCUAAGGUAAAAUCUUAUGGCACUUUCGUGUUGGGCAUUGCUUCCCAGGUGGCUUAUCAUUCUGUAAAACACAGUUAUAAUGUUGCUUGAUGCCUCAUCUAAGCCAGCUGCUUUAGGGUCUGUGAUAAGAAGCUACUCUUGGUUACACGUACAUUCUCUCCCUGAUGAUAUCAAUUCAAAGGUCCUGAAUUCUUCACUAGAUAACCAAAAUAUCUCUAGCUGUGCUGCAGCUGAGCUGUAUAAAACCAGACAAAACAAGGGGAAGGUUAUGCAGGAACGGAAACUAAUCUUUUUGCUCCUUUAUCUAAGUUCUAGAGGUAUUACCCCUCUAAAUCCUUUGUCUGAAGGCAACCAAGACAGCCUUCUAGGGGUAAAAGGUCCUCCAAGAGGGGUUUUCCUGAUACCUCUACCCAGGAUUCUAAGACUCAAAAGCCUUCUUUCCCUGACAAUUUUGCUUCCAUCUGACAUUCAGUCAUCUCUACCUCUCAGCCAGGUUCCUCUUUCCCUAAGGUUGCCCCUGUCCUUUCCUGUUUGGCAACAGAUAAUCACAGACUCUUGGUUGUUUUCCAUUAUCAAAAAUGUUUAUUUUAUGGUUUGUAAGUCCCCUCAUCCUUUUAUGGAUCUGUCUCAACCUUCUCCUUGCCAGCUGUCUCAUUGUACUCUAAUUCUGCAGGAUCUUUUCUUGCAGGGAACCAACAUGGUUUUAUUCCAGGAUGUUUCUAGUUCCCAGGAAGGAGAGGUCUUUGAGGGCCAUUCUGGAUCUUUCUUUCCUCAACACUUUUCUAAAAGUUCAUUCCUUCCCUCCUUCAGGAUGCUGUCUCGUCAAUCUCUCUUCCCUCUGCUGCUUCCCCAAGCUUUCCUGGUGUCUCUGGAUUGAAAGAUGUGUACUGUCACAUUCCUAUUCACCCUUUCAUCAGGAAAUAUUUUUACAUUUUUCUGUGUCUUCCUCGCAUUAUCAGUUCUUUGCUUUGCCUUUUGGCCUUUCUGCAAUGCAGAGGGUCUUUACCAGGUGUCUAGCCCCAGUGGCAGCCUUCUGUGGCUUUAGAGAAUUCAUAUUUUCCCUUAUUUAAAUGACCUCUUGAUUUAAACUUUCUCCCAGCAUCAUCAUCUUCAGGAUCUUAGAUUUACAGAGCUUCUUCUGUAGUCUAAGGUUCACGUUAAACCUCAGAAAGUCUGUGCUGACUCCUCCUCCUCAAGAUCAUUUUUUUCUAGGUUUCAGGAUUCAGACUGUACUAAUGGUGGUUGUGCUGCCACCUCGCAAGGUCAUGUCCUUGAGAGCUUAUUUUCAGUUCCUUCUUCCUCUUUCAGUCCUUCCUGCAAGGCAAUUCCUUCAAACUGUGGGAUUCAUGGCAUUCAUCAUUCUUUUGCCAGACUCCAUAAGAGGAAGUUUCUGUGGUACCUCAAAACUGUUUUUUUUUUCUCAGCAUUACCAUCCUCUGGAUCUUCCUGUUCCUCUAUUACCAUGCCUCAAGCUUGAAUGUUGCUGGUGGAUUCAUCAGAUGUCUGUGAAUCAUAGCCUGCCUUUUCAGCUUCCUCUUUCCACUCAGAAGCUGUACACAGAUGAUUCAUAUCAGUUUGGGAGACUUCCAGUAAUGUGAGGGUCGGGGGGUGAUGAUCUCCACAGCCAGCAGGCCAUAUCAGUAUGAAGGAGAUGAGAGCUUUGAUUCUGGCUCUUCAUGCUGUCCCUUACCUUUGGGUCCCCAGCUCUCUAUGGGUUUUUAAAGUCAAUACCACAUUCAUGUGGUAUAUCAACAAGCAAGGGGGCACAAAAUCAUAACUUCUUUGCAUGCUGGCUCUUUAGGCUUGGGAUUUUGCUAUCUGCCAUCACUUGCCCCUUCAGGUGUUUUGCAUAACUUCAGAGCACAUUCUAGUGGCAGACGGUCUGAGCAGCUCCAGGGCAGAUCCUCACAAAUGGAUGCUUCACAGGGAGGUGUUCCUGGGCAUCAUUCAUCAGUGGGAUAUUCUUCAAGUAGAUCUUUUUGCCUCCCCUCUGAACAGACAACUUCCCAGGUUCUGUUCAAGAGUGACAAGUCCUCUGGCUUGGAAAGGGGGCAGCAUGUCUUUUUUCCUGGAAGAGGAUCUUUCUGAAUGCUUAUUCCCCUGUUCCUCUGACUCUUUUUUGGCCUGGACAGCAUUAGCUCACCCCUUAUAGUCCGUCUGACCAGGGGCAGUCAUCACAAGUUACCUCACAGGAUGGAUCUACUCACCCAACACUAGGGAUCUGGCAUUCAUACUCACUUAUUCACCCUUUGUUUGACUGUUUAGGUAAUAGGGUUUUGAUUCCAUUUAAACAAUUUUUGAAGACAUUCUUCAGUUUUGCAGAAGGCCAGGAAGCUCAGUACUAGAAACUUGUAUGUGGCUAAAUGGAAGACAGUUUCUAUUUGGUGACUCCAGCAUGAUCUGUACCUUUUUCCUGUGGGUAUUCCUAUGGUCUUUUCUUAUUUGUGUGAGUUUCUCAUCUUUGGUCUGUCAUAUUCAUCUGUUAAAAGCUCAUUUGUUGCCAGAUGUUCUUCAUCUCACA
Messenger RNA from Protopterus annectens (West African lungfish), 9646 nucleotides. It is a transcript of the gene UGGT2, whose product is annotated as UDP-glucose glycoprotein glucosyltransferase 2. The record is from RefSeq and is a predicted model, not a curated record. The transcript has 41 exons. Gene Ontology annotation, cellular component: endoplasmic reticulum. Gene Ontology annotation, molecular function: UDP-glucose:glycoprotein glucosyltransferase activity. The coding region runs from base 24 to 4625 and encodes 1533 amino acids. Lineage: Eukaryota; Metazoa; Chordata; Ceratodontiformes; Protopteridae.